CCCAAGCUCAACUUCAUUUCCCCAAAAAUCUCAAAGAACCCGCACAGGCAACACCACCACUCGCGCUCGUUCUCUGCGCGUGCAAUAUCUCUGCCUUCUCUUCCUUUUCUGUCACCUUCUCCCGCCCCACCGCUCCUGCUCUGGUUCACCCGAUUCCUGACCCGAGUUAUCGCUUCCGGUCCCGCCUUCAAGUUCUCGACGGGUCAAACCAAAACCUAUAAACAAAACUAUUAAAUGAGAUGAGUUUUGCAACUGAUUCCCCAGUGCACUCGUCUAGCAGUGACGAUUUUGCUGCAUUAAUUGAUGCGGAGCUUGAAGUUGGUUCUUCAGGCUCAUCGCCAGAUGAACAAGACAAUGAAGAGGAAGAAGUUGAUGCUGAUAGUGAUGAUGACGACAGCGACGAUGAAGAGGAUGACAGUAAUGAUGACCUUAACGAUCAUAGGAACAAAAGGUGCAAGACCGAGAAGUUGGAUGACCUAGAAGGACCUCAAGGGUCAACCUCUCAGGGUUUGAUAGAAGAAAAGUUAGAAGUAUCCUUGAACAAGGAUACAUGUACACAUCCUGGUUCUUUUGGACAAAUGUGCAUCCUUUGUGGGCAAAGAGUGGAUGAUGAAUCCGGUGUAACAUUUGGUUAUAUACAUAAGGGUUUAAGGCUCGGAAAUGAUGAAAUUGUUCGAUUACGCAGCACGGACAUGAAAAAUCUGUUACGUCAUAAAAAGCUUUACUUAGUUCUUGAUUUAGACCACACACUCCUUAAUUCUACUCAACUCAAUCACCUAACAGCUGAGGAAGAAUAUUUGAAGGGCCAAUCUGAUUCUAUGCAAGAUGUUUCAAAGGGCAGCCUGUUCAUGUUGGAAUUUAUGCAUAUGAUGACCAAAUUGAGGCCCUUUGUUCGUACAUUUCUCAAAGAAGCAAGUGAGAUGUUUGAGAUGUACAUUUAUACAAUGGGCGAUCGACCCUAUGCGCUAGAAAUGGCUAAACUGCUUGAUCCAAAAAAAGAGUACUUCAAUGGCCGAGUGAUUUCACGAGACGAUGGCACCCAGAAACACCAAAAGGGUCUUGAUGUGGUACUAGGGCAAGACAGUGCCGUCGUGAUCCUGGACGAUACAGAAAAUGCAUGGACGAAGCAUAAAGACAAUCUGAUACUGAUGGAGAGAUAUCAUUUCUUUGCUUCGAGUUGUCGCCAAUUCGGCUUCGAUUGCAGGUCUCUUUCUCAGUUGAAGAGUGACGAAAGUGAGCCCGAUGGAGCACUUGCUUCCAUUCUUAAAAUACUUCGACAAAUCCACCAUAUUUUCUUCGAUGAACUUGAUUCCGAUCUUGCUAGCCGAGAUGUGAGGCAGGUCCUGAAAACAGUUCGUAAGGAAGUGUUGAAGGAUUGCAAAAUCGUUUUCAGCCGUGUUUUUCCCACGAAAUUCCAGCCAGAGAAUCAUCUUCUAUGGAAAAUGGCAGAACAGUUAGGAGCUACGUGUUCGACCGAAACUGAUUCUUCAGUAACACACGUCGUUUCAAUGGAUGCUGGAACGGAAAAGUCCCGUUGGGCUGUGAAAGAGAACAAGUUUUUGGUCCAUCCGCGGUGGAUAGAAGCUGCAAAUUUCUUUUGGCUGAAACAACCCGAAGAAAAAUUUCCAGUUAGCCAAACUAAGAAUCAAUGACCAUUAAUUCAUUAAAGUAGUGUUUUCAUCUUAUUUUGGAUUGACAGUUACAUUAGUAGCAGAAAAAUUGAUGAAUGACCAUAUUUUAGUGUACACAUUAAAAAAUGCCUCCAUGUUGGCUUGGGAGGAUUCUUAACACUUUUUGGUAGUUCAAAUUAGUUCUCUAAUUAUCUGAGACUCGGAAUUCGAUAUUCAAA
Molecule: messenger RNA, 1849 nt
Organism: Gossypium raimondii (Peruvian cotton)
Lineage: Eukaryota; Viridiplantae; Streptophyta; Magnoliopsida; Malvales; Malvaceae
Product: RNA polymerase II C-terminal domain phosphatase-like 4
Exons: 9
Coding region: 240-1652 (470 amino acids)
Cellular component (GO): nucleus
Molecular function (GO): RNA polymerase II CTD heptapeptide repeat phosphatase activity
Source: RefSeq, a predicted model, not a curated record